This is a messenger RNA of Trypanosoma conorhini, 1329 nucleotides long. Its product is annotated as putative cell cycle sequence binding phosphoprotein (RBP45). The record is from RefSeq and is a predicted model, not a curated record. NCBI's taxonomy places the organism in Eukaryota, Euglenozoa, Kinetoplastea, Trypanosomatida, Trypanosomatidae. The transcript has a single exon. Bases 1 to 1329 code for a protein of 442 amino acids. Gene Ontology annotation, cellular component: cytoplasm.
AUGCAGCAGUCAAUAAAAAAUCAGGACGAAAUAUGGGCACUGCUAUGUAAGAUGCGGAUGGAGAUGCUUGACCGCUUUGCGGAGCAGGAGAAGUUGCUCCAGUUGACGCGUGAAGAAAUAAAGGAACGCUUAGACAAAAUUGAGUCCGCCGUUGUCGCCCGCAACGGUGGAGACUGUCAGGUUAUGGGGACCUCUUCAAACAACUUGGGGCACCUGGAUCACGCCACACCCGUUUAUACGCGGCAUCUUGCCGAUACGCAAGGGAGUUCGGCUGGGAUGCGUGUCACGAUGCUCUCCACACCGCCCAAUGAGCGGUUGCAGCUCCUCCCCCCGGAUUCCCGUGGGGGGAGAAGUGAGGGUUUGCUUUCAGCGGGGGAUCGCGCGGAGUGGGUGGCGUUGACGACCCCCAGCCGUCACGAGGCCACGCCGGCGGUGUCUCCGCAUAACCAGUGGACCAAUGAUGAAUUUUCCCAGGGGGAAAGAAAUCCUUCCGUAGAUGUUACCGGUGUUGAGGCGUUCAACAAGUUAAUGAAUGAUGACGACCUGCAGAAUUCUGCGUUGGCGUCUUUGGGCGCCUCGAACCUCCAAGAUGAUGAGUUAAGGUCGGCACAAUAUCAGCAGAUGCUGAGCCCAUAUGCGAAAAAGAACGAUAUUAUUCCUAUGGGGGCACCAGACUCUUUACAAACGCAACACUUCACGACGAAUUUGAGGGUUACGUACGUCAAUGGCCGGCCACAAGUCGUGCCGAUUCCAGAUGGGGCCCCCCUUGAGCCUGAGAGCCUUGGCAUUAAUGUGCACGCGCCAUGUAAGGUGCUGGUUGAGUUUAAGCGUAAACGUGUACUGCAGUUUGAGUCAAAGGAGUACGUUCCGCCUGGCAGUUACGUCAUGGUGGGUGGUGACCGCGGGGAGGAUAUUGGGCUUGUGACAUACACCUCUUGCGAGACAACAAAGCCCAAGAAGAGUGACCUCAGCGACUCCGGCAACGGCAGCAACAAACCCGUCGUCUUGUGUAUUGGGCUUACCGGCAGCACUCUCACCCACAAUAUUGGCCUUGGCACAGGCACUGUCCUGCGGCUGGUAGAUGAGUCCAAUGUGACGCAGCUCCACACUGUGCAGGUGGAACUUGAACGACGUGCCAUUGACGUCUGCUCCCAGCGUGUUCUUGAUCGUGGGCUACCCAUGACCAUAGUCGACGCGGAGUACCAGUUUGACAAGAAGAAACUGACUUUCUUUUAUGAGGCGCAGCAGCGCAUGGACUUCCGUGAGCUGGUGCGGGACCUCUACAAAACGUUCCGCGCAAGAAUCUGGAUGGCGCUGGUGGAGAACUGA